AUGAAGGGAAGAGGAGGAAAGUUCACAGGUUCCUUACGGAGGAUGAGCAGCUCCUUCAAACGUACUUCAUUUAAAGGCUCAACAUCUGGAUCACAAAAGGGUCAGAAGGCUUGGAUAGAGAAGACCUUUUCAAAAAGAGAAUGCAUUUAUGUAAUUGCCAACAACAAAGACAUUAGCAGGUGCUGCUGUGGACAGCUCAUUAACCAGCAUAUUCCACCUCCUCCAAGUACAACAGCUAAUAAAAAUGGAGAAGAAACAAAACAAGUGGAAGCUCAGCCAGAAAAGUGGUCUGUCAGCAAACACACCCAAACGUACCCAACUGAUGCUUAUGGAAACCUUGAAUUCCAGGGAGGAGGACAUUCAAAUAAGGCCAUGUAUAUCCGUGUGUCGUAUGACACCAAACCAGAUUCUCUGCUGCAUCUCAUGGUGAAAGACUGGCAACUAGAAUUGCCCAAACUCUUAAUCUCUGUCCAUGGAGGCCUCCAGAACUUUGAAAUGCAGCCGAAACUGAAACAAGUAUUUGGAAAAGGUCUGAUAAAGGCUGCCAUGACCACCGGAGCCUGGAUUUUCACUGGAGGUGUUAGUACAGGUGUCAUUCGUCAUGUGGGAGAUGCCUUGAAAGACCAUUCUUCAAAAUCCAGAGGACGAAUCUGUGCCAUAGGAAUUGCACCAUGGGGCAUUGUAGAAAACAAGGAAGAUCUGAUAGGAAAAGAUGUAACACGUGUUUACCAAACAAUGUCAAACCCUCUAAGCAAGCUUUCUGUGCUCAACAGUUCCCACACCCAUUUCAUUCUGGCAGACAAUGGUACUCUAGGUAAAUAUGGAGCUGAAGUGAAGUUACGACGUCAAUUGGAAAAACACAUUUCUCUCCAGAAAAUUAAUACACGGCUGGGACAAGGUGUUCCUGUAGUUGGGCUUAUUGUGGAAGGUGGUCCCAAUGUUAUCUCCAUUGUUUUGGAGUGCCUACGAGAAGAACCUCCUCUCCCUGUAGUGAUUUGCGAUGGUAGUGGACGAGCAUCUGAUAUUCUGUCAUUUGCACACAAGUAUUCAGAAGAAGGAGGGAUAAUAAGUGAAUCUCUCAGGGACCAGCUUCUAGUAACCAUCCAGAAAACCUUCAACUACAGCAGGAGUCAAGCUCAUCAGCUGUUUAUCAUUCUGAUGGAAUGCAUGAAAAAAAAGGAACUUAUCACUGUGUUCCGUAUGGGGUCUGAAGGGCAACAGGACAUCGAGAUGUCUAUCCUAACUGCUCUCCUCAAAGGUACCAAUGCAUCUGCUCCAGACCAGCUCAGCUUGGCUUUAGCCUGGAAUCGUGUAGACAUUGCACGCAGCCAAAUCUUUGUUUUUGGACACCACUGGCCACCUUUAGGAAGUCUUACUGCUAGUGAUGGUACGGCCCCUGAGAAGGAAAAGAAAUCUCCAGCAGUUCAGACCAAAGCAGCCAGAGGGAAAGGAAAAGGGAAGAAAAAAGGAGGAAAAGUGAAAGAAGAGCCAGAAGAAGAAACAGAUCCAAGGAAGCUUGAACUCCUGAACUGGGUGAAUUCACUGGAGCAGGCUAUGCUGGAUGCACUGGUUCUGGAUCGAGUGGACUUUGUUAAACUACUCAUUGAGAAUGGAGUUAACAUGCAACAUUUCCUCACUAUUCCUCGACUGGAAGAACUUUAUAAUACUAGAUUGGGUCCUCCAAAUACACUGCAUUUGCUAGUUAGAGAUGUGAAAAAGGGAAAUCUUCCACCAGAUUAUCAUAUCAGCCUAAUAGAUAUUGGUCUUGUACUUGAAUAUCUCAUGGGUGGAGCUUAUCGCUGCAACUAUACUAGAAAAAGUUUUCGGACUCUUUAUAAUAAUUUAUUUGGACCAAAGAGGCCAAAAGCUCUUAAACUACUAGGGAUGGAGGAUGAUGAGCCUCCUACGAAAGGUAAGAAGAAGAAGAAGAAAAAGGAGGAAGAGAUUGAUAUUGAUGUGGACGACCCAGAAGUGAGCCGCUUUCAGUAUCCAUUUCAUGAACUGAUGUUAUGGGCCGUGCUGAUGAAAAGGCAAAAGAUGGCACUCUUCCUUUGGCAACGAGGGGAGGAAACUAUGGCCAAAGCACUUGUUGCUUGUAAGCUGUACAAAUCUAUGGCGCAUGAGUCUUCUGAAAGUGAACUGGUGGAUGACAUCUCUCAGGAUCUGGACAACAACUCAAAAGAUUUUGGCCAGCUGGCUGUUGAACUCUUGGAUCAGUCCUACAAACAUGAUGAGCAGAUUGCCAUGAAACUACUGACCUACGAACUAAAAAACUGGAGUAAUUCUACCUGCCUGAAGCUGGCUGUGGCAGCUAAACACAGGGACUUCAUAGCUCAUACGUGCAGUCAGAUGCUCUUAACAGAUAUGUGGAUGGGACGACUACGUAUGCGGAAAAACCCAGGCCUUAAGGUUAUAAUGGGGAUUCUCUUCCCUCCAACCAUCCUUUUCCUAGAGUUUCGCAGUUACGAUGAUUAUUCUUACCAGACAUCGCGAGAAAAUGAAGAAGGCAAAGAAAAGGAGGAGGAAAAUGUGGAUGCAAAUGUGGAUACAGGUUCCCGGAAAGGGGAUGAAGAGAAUGCAAAUAAAAAGCAAAACAGCCUUCCAAUUGGAACAAAGAUCUAUGAAUUCUAUAAUGCUCCUAUUGUCAAAUUUUGGUUCUACACAAUAUCAUACCUGGGCUACUUGAUGCUAUUUAACUAUAUCAUCUUGGUGCGGAUGGAGCGGUGGCCAUCUGUCCAGGAAUGGAUUGUCAUCUCCUACAUUGUGACAUUGGCUUUAGAGAAAGUAAGAGAGAUUCUCAUGUCAGAGCCUGGAAAGCUGAGUCAAAAAGUGAAAGUUUGGCUCCAGGAAUACUGGAAUAUUACUGAUCUGGUGGCUAUUUCAGUAUUUAUGAUAGGAGCAAUACUUCGCCUACAGAACCAGCCUUACAUGGGUUAUGGAAGAGUAAUUUAUUGUGUAGAUAUCAUUUUCUGGUACAUUAGAGUACUAGAUAUCUUCGGUGUGAACAAAUAUCUGGGACCUUACGUCAUGAUGAUUGGAAAGAUGAUGAUUGACAUGCUCUACUUUGUGGUCAUCAUGCUUGUGGUUCUGAUGAGUUUUGGAGUAGCACGCCAAGCAAUCCUGCACCCAGAUGAGGAGCCUUCUUGGAGACUAGCUCGGAACAUCUUCUAUAUGCCCUACUGGAUGAUCUACGGAGAGGUGUUCGCAGACCAGAUAGACCUCUAUGCCAUGGAAAUCAAUCCUCCUUGUGGUGACAAUCUUUACGAUGAGGAUGGUAAACGUCUCCCUCCAUGCAUACCAGGGGCCUGGCUCACUCCUGCUAUUAUGGCUUGUUACCUCUUGGUAGCAAAUAUUCUGCUGGUAAACCUGCUGAUUGCAGUCUUCAACAAUACCUUCUUUGAAGUAAAAUCAAUAUCCAACCAAGUGUGGAAGUUCCAGCGGUACCAGCUGAUCAUGACAUUCCAUGACAGACCUGUCCUCCCACCACCAAUGAUUAUCUUCAGCCACCUCUACAUAAUCAUCAAGCGAGUCUGCUGUCGCUGCAAGAAGCGUGAAGGAGACCAGGAUGAGCGUGACAGGGGGCUGAAGUUAUUUCUAAAUGAUGAAGAGCUAAAAAAGCUGUACGAGUUUGAAGAGCAGUGUGUGGAAGAAUACUUUCAGGAAAAAGAGGAUGAGCAGCAAUCGUCUAAUGAUGAGCGCAUCAGAGUUACCUCUGAAAGAGUUGAAAAUAUGUCAAUGAGGCUAGAAGAAGUGAAUGAAAGAGAACAUUUUAUGAAAGCUUCUCUUCAAACGGUUGACCUUCGACUCUCUCAGUUAGAAGAACUAUCUGGUCGGAUGGUGAAUGCUCUUGAGAAGCUGGCAGGUGUUGACAAAUCUGAGCUAACGUAUACACGAUCACGGGCUUCAUCUGAAUGUGAUGCUGCGUAUCUCCUAAGGCAAAGCAGUGUCAACAGCUCGGAUGGUUACAGCAUGUAUAGAUACCAUGUUGGUGGCGAUGAGUUAGCAUAUGAUGACAGCACCGCUUCAAUGUCGCCAGCUAUGGGAUCACGUAAAAAAGCCCAUUCUGUUGGUACAAAAGAAGAUGGAGCAGACCCAAGGAUGCUGGUUCCAGAGCACCAUACCAGUCUCCAUUAUACCUCUAGUGCUAAUGCAGUGACCCCAGCAGAUUGCAGUAGAUCUGCAUUAGACAUUACACAGAAUAUUUCCAGUCCCCAUUCUGGCUCAGGUGGUUUGGGGGAUGAAAACCAAGGAAUUUUCAAGAAGGAUGAAAUGGCUCCUCAAAGUUUAAACCAGAUGGAUGUUAUUAUGAACAGACAAUCAGUACCAAGAUCAGAUUUUCAAAACACUCAGCUGAAAGUAGAACGGACCAAGUUAGAGGCAACCAUCUCUUAUCCCUUGGACAAAUCUAAAGCAAUGCGCUAUUUUCCUCCUGAAACAUUCGGUGCUUGUCAAACUACUAUGAUGAAGUCAAGGAGCUUUAUAUUUGCACAGGGUGGGAAGCUGGUUGGAGGGGUAAACAACUGGACAACAGAAUAUAGUACCAUCAUGGAUCAGGUGUGCCCUUCUACAAUUGAGCAGUGGGCUACAGAGUGGAAGUAUGAAGUUGAGCAGCAACUUUCUCAAGAACGUCCUCCAGAAUACCCAGGUAUUAUCUCUGAAGCAGAAAGGCAAGCAGAACAGAAACAGUUACAGAUGGACACAGACGAUGACAGUGAUGUUGGUGAAGCAGGUAUUAGUGCCUCUUACGCCUCUAUGCCUGCCGCUGUCAGAACUCAGACAGAGAACUUGUUAUCAGUAAAGCCAGAAAGGACUUCUGGGUUCCCAUCAGUAAGAUCAAAGAGUUUGCACAGCCAUUCUCGGAAAGCCAAGUCUAUAAAGGACAAAUUAAACAGACCAGGACAUGCUACUAGUGUAACUAACUUAGUAGUAGCAUUUGGCAGUGCAACAGAAGAACAGAAAGCUAGACAAGAAAAUGCGUCCACAGAAACUGAGUGUUGAAAUGGCUUCCAGCCCCUGUUUUUUUAUUGACCAUCAAAAAAGUAGCAUGGCUAAUUGAAAAAAAAGAUGGAUUUUUUAAUGAAUUUAUACAGAAUAAUGCUGCAUACAUUUGUUUCUCUUCAUUUUAAACUUAUUAGGUGCAUGUUCUGCUCUUAAAUAAAUCCUUGCUUGGUCAAGUGAAAGGGAGAUACUCUCUCAGAGGCAGAUAUAAAAGCAGGCUGGUCUGCAGAUGGUGACAGCAUUCAUCUUUGUUCCAUUUCCAUUUCCCUUGUAAACUCAUUUACUGACAGGGUCUUCAUAAAAGCUCUUGAAAGGACAAUACAAUCAUUUAAUAAUUUAGAAAAUAUUUUUUCUUCUUUAUCAGAAGACUACUUAAACUGCACUAAUUUUUAACCAGCCAUUGUUUUUAUCCUCACGCAGCUGGUUUCUUUGUGGCCAUUAUGUUUUCAGAUCAAAACAAAAUUGUUGAAUGCAUGGAAGAAUUAUGUAGUCCUAUUUCACUUCUUGUUUUGUGCAUGCUUCGUGGGCAGUACUUUCAGAAAGGCAGAACCAGCAGCUUCUACCCAAUAGAAUACUUCUGAGUGGAAAAAUACAGUUAUGUUUGGAAAAACCUGACCUGGAAUGCUAUGCAUACGCAUAUUCUUGACCUGUCCUUGAACUUGGCUGACAUAGUCUGCUUUCAGGAUCAUAUCUGUCUCAGCCCCAAAGCAUUCUGGCAGCCUUAAACUGUUGAAAAACAGUGAUUGUUGUUUCAAAAUGUUUAGAGAGAUUUUCAGUAUUUAAAGUGUAGGGUGAUUUUAAUAAUAUGAAUCCAAGAUCUGCAUUAGUGUUUUAUAUAAACAGGGUAAUAACAGAAUCCCAUGUGGAGAAGGAAACUGUUCUGCCUGCAAAAGAAAAAAACAAGCAGGAAAUGCAUUCUGAUUGGGUGAGAUCAGAACAUGGCCAAUCUGCAUUUGAAGUAAAUCUACUGUGACAAAUUGAUCUUUAAUUCUGCAAUUUCAUUAUGACAGUGCACAAGGAACUAGAGUUUCUUUGAGUCAAUCUAAACAAAAAAUAGAUUCUAUAGAUGAGAAGAGGAAUUCCAUUCCUUGAGUCAAUUUCAAAAAGAAAUUUCAAAUGAAAAAGCCCUCUCUACAGAGCAAGUAUUUUCUAUCACUCAGCAACCAAAACUGGAAAUCCAUAUUUCUAGUUACAGUUAGCCAGAAUGCUUGUCUCAGCAGUAGCAUUCCAUAUGCUAGGUUUUGAUAAUUUCCUUCCUAAUAGUAUGAUUUUUCAUUUGCCUCAUUCGUCUCUGUUAUGUUUUAGGAAUUUUGUAUUCCUAAGUAUUCAGCCCCUCUCUCUGCAGGGAAAGCAUACCAUUUAGCAGAAAAGAAAGAAAAUAAGUUAAAAAUGUGUCAUUUGUUCACAGAAUACCAGUCAAAAGUUUACACUUAACUCAGUCAUUUAUAUGCUAUUUUGAAAAGACAGAAUUUCUUUCCCCCCCAUCAGCUCCUCAUUAUGUACAUUUCAGUACUAAUGCUUCUUACAGCACACUGGAAUACAGAGAUUGAUGUAACACUUUAAAAUGUAUUGAUGGCACCAAAUUUUUUUAUUAUUUGUAUUAUAUUUUCAUACUCCAUCCAUAACUACUUUAGAAGUAUUGCUACCAUGCUGCUUGAUCACAGUGACAUAGACAUUUGGGAAAGUUCAGUUACCAUACAUUUUUACCAGCUUGAUCUUAUGAACGUGUUCACUGGUUUCACUGUUACAGUGUUGACAUUUGUUUUUCAUGAGGGCUUCUUUUUUUAUUCAAGUUUAGGGAAUGUGAUAUUUUAUAUAAACAGAAUGACAUUUGAAAUUGUUUCACUUCCAUGUUUACUUUUGUGUUACCUUUCUAUGCAGCUACACAGCUAUUUUGUAUGCGUGGUUAAUAUGUCCUCCAAUUUGUCAAUGCCUUUUUAUUGUUUGCCUGCACGCUCACCAGGAACUAAUUCAUCAACAAACACAAAGGGAUGCAGCUAUUCAGCACUUUGCUAAACAAGCAGAGUGCAUCGUGGACCACAAUACAGUGUGUUGCAUGCCUCUUGUUACGUUGUGUUUAUAAAAUUUGCAUUAAAUCAUGCUUCGUUUGACCAGACAUUUUUUAGCAUUUGCAUUACAAAGUUUCUAAGUGGCAUGUAGUUUUCAAACAACAUUUUACUGUUGUAUUUAUUUUCUUCUCUUCUGCAAAACAUUUAUAAAGAAGUCAUAUUAAAAAGAUAUGAAAUUAAUUCAGUAUACCAAACUGACAACUGUAGGGAUAUAAAAACUCUUCACUUACUGUUUCUUCUUACGCAGCAAAUGGGCUGAAAGUUUCUUUUUUACCACUUGCCAGUAAUUGUCCAUCACAUUCUCUAUACAGGCUCAGAUGUUUCCUGUGCUUUUGCACUGCAUGAACUGAAAUGGUAACCUCCUUGCCAAUAAAUGUGAAGUGACUACAUUGACGUUGGCAGAGUUAUGUUAGACAAAUAGCCAUAUUAAGAUUGAAAUAUGGCUAUGUAUGUGCACACAGGGCUGAUGCUAGAUUUGGAGCACACUAAACAGAAUAUGGUUAACACUUUUGCCUGCCCACCUUCAUGCUUUCUUGAACACUUUGUGAAAGAUCGCGAGCACAGAAUUUGUGUUUCUGAAGAGACAUGUUUAACACUGCCUUUUAAGAAGACACUUCCCUCCCCCUACUAAGGAUGACUUCACAGCAGUGUCAUAGUGAAUUGAACUUAUAUAUGUAUACUUUUUUAAUGAUUACUAUGUAAUCGACCUAAACCGAACCAGGUCAAGCCUAAAGAGGGUGCAUUCUGUGUCUGUGUCACUGAGCUAAUUUAAGUGAAUUCACUGUACGGUAUCUUGCAAUACUGACGUAUCCCUCUUCCCUCAAAGCAAAUAUUUCAAACACAUUAACUAAUUGCAAUGUAGGCAGGUUCUUAACUGUACCACCUGAUUCUAAUUAUUUCAUUUUACAUUGCAUCAUUCUGGGAAUAUUUUGACUUGGCAUUGACUUGGCAAGCCCUAUCCUAUUGCAGAGUCACCCUUUCCAUUUGAAAUGCUGGAUUUAUAUACCUGAGAACCAAAAGAGUCAAUUUGCCAUAUCAUUUAGUAAUGAAUUCAAAGAACAAUUGGAUUCUCCCCGACAUGGUUUCUCCAGAUGGCUUCUUUGGACCCUUUCCUAUGUUCUAGGCAUGGUGAGAUGUAUGUCUGUCUUUUUUUUAAAAAAGUAUCUGUGAGGCCUUGUCCGAAAACAAGACAGUAAGGAUGUCAAAAGAAUUGUUUCAUAAGAUGUACAAGAUCCACAAGAUCUGUAAUGGGUGCUUUGGACAGUAAAUCCACGAAGUUGCUCCUGAAAAUUUGUCAUGGCAGAGGUAAGUUUUCAAACAGUGACAGCAGCACCUGGACACAUUACUGGGAUUCUAUCUGGUAAUGUCAUUGUCAGCUUAUAACUUCUGCACACUGCUAAUUGGAUUCAUGUUAUACUCCAAAACACGUGAUAAGCAAAAAGGAGGCAUACCUUAUAUGCAAAAUAAUGAAAUUAUUGUUAGUGUAAUGGAAAUUUUAACAGUCUAAUGUACUAAUUGUUAUUAGUCCAGAUCUAAUUGUUAUGGGGGAAAAGGAAAAGCAAGAAUAAAGGAAAAGAGAGAUGAAAGGAGAGAAAAGAAUCCUACUACACUACUGCAGGGGAAUGAAAAAAAAAACCAGUAAGGUAAAAAUCAUAUAUACACGUGCUUCCUACUAUCUGCCCCUUUUUCUUAGAUGUUUUCCUCACGUUUCCACUGAUCUUAUGGGUCUUAAGAGUCACUGGCAAUGAAAGUAGAAAGGAAAUAUUGCGAGCUGUCAGCACUCGGUGCAUUGCCCAUCUUUACUAGCGUGUGUGUGAUGUUGAUGGUGUCUUUUUCCUUACUCUUUGUUUGCUUUUGUAGGAGCAUUUUUAUGUUUGCUAACAAACUGAACAGCUUGGGUUUUCUUCACUGGCCUGUAAGUCCACGUUAUGCCUGAAAUUUCUUCUCAUUCUAAACAUUGCUUUCACAGAUGAACAAGCCAAGGCACAGCUCCAGGCAGGUUGAGACAAGUUCAGAUAAAGCAAUCCUGACAAGCUUUAGGCCUUGCAAGGUCAGCAUAACGCUUGUGGCUUGUUACUGACAGAGACAAUACUCUAUAAACUGGGCUGUGAGGCUACCUUAGACCAGAAGGCACUUCCCUCUCUACAGCCAUUGCAGAUAAAUGCUCCACUGCAUGCAGUGGUCACCUGAGCUGAUAUUAUUGUUGAUCUUAAUAACCCAGUGAGACCCAGCAUCAAGCAGAAAGGUAAACAAAUGUAAGGCUCAGCCUGACUGGGCUACUGAAUGCUCAUUUCUUGCAGUGUCAGACCCAGAGAGGUUGGGCAAUCAAAAAUCAAUAGGCACCAGUAGUUUGGAUUCCAUGCUGACAAACUGCAGACUUUAGAAUAAUUCCCUUAAAACUGCAGUCUUUUACUUCAUUCAACUUUGAGCCUAAUCCACAGAAACAGAACUUGAUAGUGUAAAAUGGUACUUUAUGGUUGAUGUCCUGCAUUUUUACGUAAGGUAAGCCUUCAUAACAGGCUUUAAAUAAAUUAGUGUUUGCAUUUGUUCAGCCAAAGCAGUUAAGAGCUUGGUGUUAAAGGAACUCCAUAAUUCCAUCUUCCUGCUCCUCCUUUGUCUCUACAGCACUAAAACCUCUGUGAAACUGCAGCACUUCAUCCUCCCUGAUUCUAGACGUCAGCAUUUCUCUUUUUUUGCACUAACUGGAUUGCUGUGCUUAGCAAGCUAUUACCUCAUCAGUCUGACAGACUUCAAACAUUACUGGGAAUUAAAAUUGGACUGUAGUUUAGAAACACUGUUAAUCUGAGAGUCAUUAUCACAUUACCUAUGUUAAAUAGUGCAAGCCAAAGUGGCACAUUGUACCAAUUAAUAGCUCCAAAUAUCUCCAGGCAAGAAAUACAUACAUAGUGACUAACAAGAAAAAUACCUUUAUACAACACAGCAAAGUUCAACAUCAUUAAACCCCCACACUUGAGAAUACUACCUCCACUUUACAGAUAUGCCUUUAAAAGUAGGUGGGAUUUUUUUGUGUGUGUGUUUCUUUUUUUCCUUCUGGGAUACUUCAAGAAACUAAAACCUUUGCAUAGUUUUUAUACAUUUUGCAUAUCCUGGCCAAGAGUAUCAAAGUUGCUGCUUCGUGUAAAUAACAUUUAACAAAUUCUUCUGUUUAAUCUUCAUCAAAGACACCCAGAAAGAGAUUUUUUAGACUGCUUAAGAAAUUUAAAUUAAGACAUACAGGUUAUUUUCCACAGCAGUUAAUAUGGACCUGUAAGGCUGUUGUCCUCACAAGUCUCCGACAAAAGUUCCACGUUUCUGACUCCAAGUUAUGGCAAAUUGAGUGUGCAGACUAUUGAGUGAAAAAGCAAGGAGAUGUCCAGGUGAAGUAAUAAACUGCAAUGUUUUCAAUUAAAUAUACAAUAAACUUUCAUCAACGAAUCCCUGAUUUUGCAGACUUGCCACAUAUUUGCUGUAGCUCUGGCCACAUUGCUAAGCUGUGAAAUCACACAACGUGUACAUCUCUGUGUCCUGGAGUGCAAAUCAAUAGUUGAACUAUUCUUCAUGCUAUGAAACCCUUAAGUUACCACAGAAAUACAGGCCUGGAAGAGGCAGAUCAUCAGCACUAUAGUGAGUUCAGCACUGCCGCGAUAGCAUCAGUGGCAGAUGGUGGUCUAACCUGUUCUUGAACAUGUCUAAUGAAAGCCAUUCUGUAAUCUGCUGAGAUCAAAAAGGAUUGUUAUGAAAGUCUGUUCUUAUUUAACCCUAGACCUCCAGCAUUGCACAAACCAAAGUACUUCCCUAACCACAGAGCUGAUUUGUGAGGUUUUACUAGAACUUUCAGGAAGAUACCUAAACUGAUGUGCAGUUAAUACACCACGUUAUAACCACAGCCAUAGGUAAGCAGAAAAAUAUCUUAGAUAUCUCACUGUUACAAGUAAUUUGCACUGUAUAUGAGGCUUCAGAAAACUGCCACUCAGCAUGUGGGAUCUGGUACCACCAGGAAAGCUGGCCAAACUGGUCUGGGGUGGCCAUGACAGUGGAAAAGUGUAAGUGUCCUGGUCAAUCUAGCACAUGGGAGUUAACUUAAUGUUUAAGCAACAAAAAUAACUGCACUGCGUCAAAAAUGCUGUUUUUAAAAAAAAUGUUGGAAUAAAAAUGGACAGUUGCAGCCUUUUCAGAUCCACUGACUUUGUUCCCUAGGUAGCUGCCCUCCUUUCUUUCAGGACUGCUUUGAUAAGAUGAAACUAUUUUCAGAAACCACUGGUCUAGCAGAACUGUUUGAAAACAGUGAGCAAGUGAGGUAAGGCAGAAUGGUUGGAGGUGGGCAGACAGUGGAGUGAAUUGCCAAAAGGUGGCAGGGAGGGGAUUCAGUGGACUUCCUUGUCUGUCCUGCCUGCCUGCCUCACGUGCCCUGCCCUACCUGCCUUGCCUGUCUGCUGUGCUUGGCUCUGCCUGUCUUACCUCUUCUUAACUGCCCUGUCUGCUUGUAUCCUACUGCAAGUUGAGACAGAAUUAACUUGCUCCUCCAAAAUACUCACUUCUGUAAAAUCAGUGUUCUCCUCCCACUAGCAUAAAACUUUUCCAGUGACAACUUGUGAUCAGUUCCAACAAUAACCCUCACAAAUCUUGUGAUCUUAUGUUUACAGAGAGCUUUACUGAGUUUGCAUUUUCAGAACAGCACUGCCAUUCGAACGUCCGUCCAGUCCUUCUUUGAAAUGCUCAUUCCCUCGAGUAAAACUGCCUUCGCAGCCACUUCUUAGAAGGCAUCUAAGGCAUGCAGAAAUGAUCUUGUAAUUCUAAUUUGAUAAUAAUAAUUGACAGAUUUAAUCACACUGGCAAAUUUGUUAUAUGUAAUUUUAAGCCCAGCUGAUUUGGACUUUCUCCCUUCCUCUCCCCCUUGCUUUUCUCCUACCCUUUUCCUGAUUUUAAUUUUCUUUCAACAGUGUUCUGAAUAACAAAAAACAUGCAAGAAUAAAGAUGAGGACAAGUCCCUGCAGGCUUGCUCACUUAUCAAAUAUCCAAGGGAUUUAGCUUAUGAAAGGGGAUCAGUCACCAGCAAGAGGGGAGGUAUAGCUUGCUCUCACUGUCAGGCAUUCAUCAUUGAACGAAUAGCAGAUUCUGUAGCACAGCACAUCGAAAACAGAAAGGAGCUGAGCCCAGUACCACACAGAUUAAACAGUGCCAUUUACACAACGAUUUUUCAACAUAAAAUAUAAACCUUACAUGUAGAAGUAGAGGAUACAAUGAAGGGAAUUGUCCACUAACACUGUACGGAUGGGACGCUUGGGCAAAGAGCUGCACUUGUUCUAAAAAAGUACUGGAUAGGUUUGUGUUAAUCUUCUCUGCCUGAAAGUCCAAGCAUAGUAAAUGGUUAUGGAGGGCCUUGCUGGUGUUCUGCCCUGGGCUGCUGCACAGCUCUAAAUGCAUGCACGUAUUUCCUUCCUCAACCUAGGCAGGUGUUGGUGGUUCAUUCCCCACCUCACUGUUCAAGCAAACCUCUUCCCAUUGGUGGGGCCUUGCAUUUUAGUCAGAGCAUCUGAAUGAUGCCCUAAAGUCUGUUCUUUCACUGAACACAUAACACUGUGUGAUGUGUUUCCUGUUAACUGCAGCAAGGGAAGACCUUGAUCUUGUGAUGGAUGCUGGGUGCUGCAUGUGUCAUUUUGUGCCUAAAAAUGUCUCUGUUCUUUUGGAGUCUUCUAAUUCUUUACUGUCUUUAUGUUGUGGUGAUGUUAAAAUACUAUUAUACUGCAGCAGGCCUUUACUGAUAUCUUAAAUGUGGGCUGUUAAGAGAAAAAUUGCAAAAAACAAAAACAACAACAACAAAAAACCAAUGAAAAACUCCCCACCAUUUUUAAUAAAGUAAGGCUACAGUGCCCACAUACUGUACUGAUGAUUAUUUUGGCACAUCCUGGCCUCCAUGGCCCUAUCCCAUGAGCCUUGCUGUGACCUGUGUCUAACUCAUAGCCAGCCCACAGAUCCCCAGCUCCUUCAUUCCAGUGCACUGGCUGCAGGGCAGUGCCAGCAGGUGCACCUAAUUAAAGGGCAUUCUGUGGUUGAAGAUGUGCACCUGCUUUCUCCAGCUAUUCACAAGUUUAAUGUGAUGAGCAAAAGACGCCUGUGGCAGCAAGAUGUGCUUAACAUUCCAUAGCCACAAUGUGAUGUACUUUGUGUGGAAGGUGGCAGUAAGAUGAACUUGGUAGUACUAGUUUAUUCAUGCUGAAGUUAGAUUUUAAAGCUAAUUGUCUGAGACAACCCUGGGUUACAGUAAAAACCUCCAUUUGCAGGCCUCACGCAGAGAUGUUUCCCAGCCUCCAAGCGUCAAAAUCCUCUGCUUUAGUCUAUGUUUUAAUGCUGUGCCCCCAAACCUUGCCUUUCAUGUCUGUUUCCUCUCAUGACAGGCAGGGGCAGAUGCGGGCUCUCAGUGCUUCCCAGAGGGCAGGCUGUGCCCAUGGGAGGCUUUGCAAGCAAAUUCCCCUUCACUCAUCUGGAAGCACACGCUGGUGGGUGAGGGAGGAAACGGGGAAGAUUUUGUAACCUACAGCUACUUUUUGUCUGGUCAGAAAUAACAGCAUUCUACUGCAGGAAGUGGGUAACAGUAUCACUGCUAUUUCUGCCCCGUAUCUGUUGUGUUGCAGUGUACAGGGCCGUCACCUUGAACGCAAAAGUUGGCCCUUCUCUAACCCAUGGCAACCAGCUCCCGACAUCUGCUAUGUGCACAGCUUUCUGCUACAGAACACGAGAGCUGUGAGAGAGCACAGAACCUGUUCAUUUCCAAAUUCCCGAUUUACUCACUGAGAAACAAUUCAGGAAUUAUUUCGGCCGCUUCACCUGUUACAAGAGCUGGCACACACACAGGUGAGCACCCCCACCCACCUCCUAUUUUUUUACCAGUCGGGGACGGAACCAACUAACGGCAGGCGCCGGGCUGUGCCGCGGGAGCUCCCCGUGGCGGGGUGACAGCGGUGCGCUGAGGGGUCGAGGGAGCGGUCCUCCAGCGGGAGCAGGCGGGACGUUCGUGGAUGUUAACGGUUUAAUGAGCGCGGGGCUGUGCAGCCUGUGAGAACACCAAAUGAGUGCUGCUGGCACGCUCUACUGCUUCGAAGAUGCCAAUUAUUUUGUGACGGCUGCGAUUCCGCAAAGAAAACGAGCUGACGUACUUGGCUGUAACCUGUAACUCGGCGAUCGUUAAUGUCUCUUUCCAAACCACGCCAUUCUACGACGAUUAAAAAGGUAGUUUUCUAAGAACCGCCGUCAGCUCCCACCAGCGGGGCCCUCGGGGACCGCCCCGGUCAGCGGACAGCGAGCCGAGCCCGACGGUUCGGUUCGGGCCGCGCGCCGCCCCGCUCCGAGCCCGAGCCCGGCAGCCCCGCCGCGGGGUAGCGGCCC
Molecule: messenger RNA, 14450 nt
Organism: Phasianus colchicus (ring-necked pheasant)
Lineage: Eukaryota; Metazoa; Chordata; Aves; Galliformes; Phasianidae
Source: RefSeq, a predicted model, not a curated record